This is a messenger RNA of Ustilaginoidea virens, 1722 nucleotides long. RefSeq lists its product as uncharacterized. The record is from RefSeq and is a predicted model, not a curated record. Gene Ontology annotation, molecular function: serine-type carboxypeptidase activity. The transcript has 3 exons. NCBI's taxonomy places the organism in Eukaryota, Fungi, Ascomycota, Sordariomycetes, Hypocreales, Clavicipitaceae. Bases 1 to 1722 code for a protein of 573 amino acids. Gene Ontology annotation, biological process: proteolysis.
AUGCGCCGGGGACUCCUCGUCGUCGUCGUCGUCGCCGCCGCCGCCGCCGCCGCCUCCCUCCACCAGCCUCGGCCUCCGGUUCCGCCCGACCAGAACCGCCCGCUCGGCGCCGCCCACGCCUCCGACCCCCCGGACAAUCACAAGCACCACCGGUUUCUCAACCACCAGACCAAGAAAUACGCCCUCAAUGGAACGGCCAUCCCCGACGUCGACUUCGACAUUGGCGAGGCCUACGCCGGCCUCAUGUCCAUCUCCAAGGACCCCGACGGCCCGGACAAGUUCUUCUUCUGGUUCCAGCCGUCGACGAAUCCCGCUGCCGACCGGGAGAUUCUCAUCUGGCUCAACGGCGGGCCCGGCUGCUCGUCUCUCGAAGGACUGCUGCAGGAAAACGGCCCGUUUGCGUGGCAGUACGGCACCUUCAGGCCCGUCGCCAACCCGUGGGCGUGGCACCGCCUCACCCACGUCCUCUGGGUUGAGCAGCCCCUCGGCACCGGCUUCUCGACCGGCAACGUGACGGCCCGGGGCGAGGAGGACCUGGCUCGCCAGUUCAUGGGCUUCUUUGCCAACUUUGUCGACGCCUUUGGCCUGCACGGCUACAAGGUGUACAUUACCGGCGAGUCGUACGCAGGCAUGUACUGCCCCUACAUCGCGGACGCCAUGCUCGCCGCCAAAGACGCCACGUACUUCAACGUCAAGGGCAUGCUGCUCUACGACCCCGCCAUCAUCGACGCCCGCGUCACCGAAAUGACCGUCGCCCCCUUCGUCGAGCACAACCGCAACCUGUUCCCGCUCAACGACUCCUUCGUGGCCUACAUGCGCGACGCCGACCGCCGGUGCGGCUACGCCGCCGCCCGCGACACGUACCUCGCCUUCCCGCCCGCAGGCCCCCUGCCCGCCACCCUGCCCGGCCUCGACCCCGCGACCGGCCUGCCCCUCCCCGGCUGCGGCGACUACGAGCUCUGGUCCGACGUCCGGGACGCAGCCACCCAGGCCAACCCCUGCUUCGACGUCUACCAGGUCGCCACCACGUGCCCCCUGCUGUGGGACGUGCUCGGCUUCCCCGGCACCUUCGGCUACCUGCCCAAGGGCGCCUCCGUCUACUUCAACCGCCCGGACGUCAAGAAGGCCAUCCACGCCCCCGUCGCCAAGGACUGGGCCACCUGCGCCCCGGCGCCCGUCUUCGUCAACUCCUCCGACCAGGCCGACUGGUCCAGCCUCGGCCCGCUGCCCCGCGUCAUCGACCGCACCGGCAACGUCGUCAUCGCCCACGGCGCCCUCGACUUCUUCUUCCUGACCAACGGCACCCUCCUGGCCAUCCAGAACAUGACGUUUGGCGGCCGCCGCGGCUUCCAGACGCCGCCCACCGAGCCCUUCUACGUGCCCUACCACCGCGCCGGCCCGCCGGGCUCCCUCGCCGGAGCCGGCGUCUUGGGCACCACCCACUCCGAGCGCGGGCUGACCUACGUGGCCGUCGCCCUGGCCGGGCACAUGGUCCCGCAGUACGCGCCGUCCGCCGCCUUUCGCCACGUCGAGUACCUGCUCGGCCGGGUGGGCUCCCUCAGCAGCAAGGCGCCCUUUACCACCGAUCCUGGAAUCCCGCAGCCGGACGGGCCUCUGGGCAAAGGGACCGGGCCCCCCGUGGCAUUGAUUCGGCGGGGGUGGGGGGUGGAAUCAAGCUCUGUUGCUGAAGCUGAAGCGCACGGGGGAAAAGGAGGCAUAUGA